Molecule: messenger RNA, 9209 nt
Organism: Xyrichtys novacula (pearly razorfish)
Lineage: Eukaryota; Metazoa; Chordata; Actinopteri; Labriformes; Labridae
Source: the annotation of a GenBank genome assembly
UUAAAGUGGGUUUAACUCCGAACCGAACAGCAGUUCUGCUCAGUCAUUGUUGAGUCCAGCACGAAAGGAGAAGGAUGAGGAGUUUCUUCCUCUUCGUUUUCGCGGGCUUUGCCCUCACCAGCGACGCCAUUAUCCGGUAAGUGGAGAUAAAAUCGGUUAAAGAUGAAGUUAUUGAGAGUAAACGGAGCUGUUUGUUCGGUCUGUGGACUCGUUAGCAUAUAACUUACACAACAUUAACUCUGUUAGCGGGACAAUAACAAGGUGGUCAGUCUAAACCCAUUUAAACUCUCAAACAUCCUCCAACAGGAACCUUAAAAGAACAGUCUGUGACCUCUGAGCUCAUAUCUGUUUGUUUUUAUCUCCUCGGGGACUCUCUGUCCAUCCUGCGACAUCUAAGAUCUUUACGGUCCAGUAUUCAGUUUGUAAGUCCGGACCGGACCGGUCAUGGACUGGAGUUAGUUCCGACUGAGUCAUCUGAUUGGACCAGAGCCGAUCGGUAAUACCGAUAUACCGAAUAUUAACGCAGCAGGGACUUUUCACUGCGUGUAUCCCUCCGCCUCAGCGAGCUAAUCUACCUGCAGAUGAAGAACAGGACAGUCUGUCAGAAUCAAUGGAGUUCAUAAAAGACUGUGAAUAAACUGAUAAAAGUCGUAAUCUGGGAGCUGAUCGUUUACUCUGGUCUGCAGGUGAUUAAGUUACGAAAAAAAAACACAUUUGUUGCUUCUUAACCCGAGAACACUAUCGUUAAAAUUAGUAUCACUAUCACUAUCGGGUGAUUUUUUACCCGAAAUAAUAUACACAAGAAAAAGUCCUUGUUAUCAAAAAUAUAAAAAUAGGACAGUAGAUGAAAAAUUAAAGUAGUUUUCUUUUUAACUGUUGAAUGUCCAAAGAGAGGAAAGGUGACAUGAGGGGACCAGAUAAAAAUACAACAAAAGAACUGAAGUUAGGCAUUCAUCAACAAACAAUUACUAAAAACAAAAUAUAUAAAUAUAUGUAAACUGUAAAGUUAGUUUGUUUUACCCCCCAACAAAUAUGUCCUCAAAGAUGUCAAAGGAAAUACUGAAGAUACUCAGAGACCCAUGAUACUCAGACAAACACAACAUCAGGAAAAUCACCUAAAAACAGGUUUGGUCGGGGAAAAUCACCCGAGCGAUAGUGUUCGAGGGUUAAACCUGUUUUUGUAUUUCAUUUAUAAUUUUCGAUGUUACAGUUGUGGUACAGCACUGAACUGAUGCAGAUUAACUAAAGUAAAAAAGAAAAUAAACAGUUAGAAAAUCAAUAAAGGUAUGUAAAGAGAGUGAAAUUUUCAGGAUGAAUUAUUUAGAAAAUUAUGAGCAGCUGAUUAUUGUUAAUGUAAAUAAAAGAAAUAUAAAUAAUCAAAUGAUGAUAUAUUUCUUUAUAGCACUUUCAAAAACAGAAGUUGACAAAGUGCUUUGACAAACAGUCUCAUGGAAAUAAAAACAGAUAAAAAACUAAAGCUCAGUUAAAAACCUCCAAACUGAAGACCAGUUUCAUUUGUCAUGAGAAACCCGGACAAUACAGGAACCCCACAACAUAAAUGAGACCAUGAGGACCGAAAUAAAACAUUAAAUAGGUAAGAAGAAGAAAUGUGAUAGAAAAGAGAGGGGGCUGGAAAUAUGAUAGACACACCGAACUUCUGACGAGGAGAAAUGAGCGUUUUUAUUUUCCCUCUGUUUGUUUUUUCAGCAGGUUUUCUUUUUGGAUUUGCUGCCUCACAUUCAUGCUUUCAUAGCUCACUGAAACUGUGGUGUUUUCAUUGGACUGUCUUUUUGAAUGCGUGAGUUUUUUGGAUGUUUGUAUGUCAGUGAUGAUUGGAAUCUGCAGUGAAGACGGUGUAGACUGAUCUGAGCUCAAACCAGAGGCUGCAUAAAUCCGCAGGUGUAAAUCUUUGUUCCUUUGUGAAGUUGAUUUUCCUGUUUCCUGUGAUCGGUUGGUCGGUGCCUCUUGGAUGGGUGUGUUCAGGUCAAAGCUGAAUUAUGUAUCACACUAUAUUGCAACACUCAGUUUGAUAACAGUGUGUAGAGAAGGCAUGUGGGCCACCUGUUAUCAGCACAGCUCCACUGGUGUGGGUGUUUGAGUGGCCUUUGUUUUAUUUUCCCAUGAUUCACAGGUCUGUAACCGGCUGAAAUAACCUCCUGAGUCACUCCCUCCCUCUUUUCUUCCCCUUCAGAAUCCCCUUAAAGAAGUUCCGCUCCAUCAGACGUGAGCUGACGGACUCAGGGAGAAACAUCGAGGAGCUGCUGGCUGACAAACACUCCCUCAAGUACAACCUUGGCUUCCCCACCAGUGGUGGACCCACUCCAGAAACCCUGAAGAACUACCUGGAUGUAAGCAUGGCACUCUUAAACCACUGACCUGUGCACCCAGAAGGCUUCACUUUCACUAAUGCACCUCUGAGAGGCUAAAAGCCACAACAAAGGUGUCCCUGUGUCUGACCUGCUCUGUAAAUCCUCCAGCUCAGAGUCCUGCAGACUCUCCUGAACAGAAUAAAUCCUGUUUACAGACAGAGCGCAGAAACGCUGAGUCACUCUGGAUUCUGCUCUCAUAUCGGCACAUGACAGCUGCUGACUCAGUGUUUCCACCUGUUUUCUUAAGCCCCCCUAAUCAGCUGACAGAUGAAGCAUGUCAAUACAAGACGGGGAAUCAAGCUGCUCCAAGGCUGCUGCGGUUUAAAGAAAGCUUUACCGUAAAACCCAACAAUAAUAUUCACAGAGCUCAGUGUGCCAACGUUUCAAAAGAGGAGAAAGUCAAGCAAACCUUUCUGAAAGGCAGAUAAGAGUGUUUGUGUGCUCAGAUAAUCAGAUUUCAGCCUCAACGUCACAUCAGUCCAACUUUAAGGUUCUCAGACAGGAGGAGAGAGAGAGACGAACAUGGGAGUCUGAGGGUCUCAGCACUUAUCAAAGAGUUUAAAAAAGGAGGUUUGAGACUAAAACCAGACUAAAUACAUUUGUCCUGAAUCCUUUUAUAUCGUCCGAUCUCGAUUAUUAUCACGAUAUUUUUUUUAAACUGUCAGUUUUAAAUCAUUUGUACUACAAACUGAAGAAACUAGAGAUUAGUUCAACAUUUUAUUAACAUACAAAGUCAAUAUAAGAAACUUAAAAAAAUAUAAAAACCAUUUUUACUCAACAGAACAACAAAUGUAGAUAAAUAUUAAAUUAUGAAGUGAACUAGUUUACAGUCCUGAGUGUUUCUGAUAGACCUAAAAUAAACAGAUGUCCCCCUCAGAGAAAAUGAAGACGCCUUAAAUGUAAACAUUAGAUGAUGUAAACGUAGAUGAUACGAUGGAUUGAUUGCUUUGGUCUGGUCGCUGCACCGCUUGUUGUAGAUAAACUGCUAAUGCUACUCAUGCUGUCAGCAGUGACAGGCUGUACAGACUCCGCCCACAUUUUCAUGCUUUCCGCUCACCGUAUUUUUCACACCAUCAAUGAGCGCGUCUAUUUUCAUACAUACUCAAAACGAACAUGAUAACCAGUCGAACCUGCAAACAUCUUCACAACAGGACGAGUUCAAUCUGUAGAGAAAUCAACACCUGAAAAAACAGGUCCAUGUUGUUUAUUGAUUAUUGAUUAGUCUGUGAGUGAAAACCAGCCAAUCAGAAGUUUACCAUCUGCUGAAAAAGCAGUUGUUUCUUAGUGAGCGCUCCAGUUAAUGUUAAACCUUUUUAACAGAAGAUCCAAACUCUCAGAGGUGGAUGAUAAACCAAGUCUGUGUCCUCAAACUGAGAGAGAGCAGGAAGCAGAGGGUGGUGGUGGUUCAGCUCUGAUCAGAAAAGGACGGAGACGGGUCGACAUGUCAACAUUUCUGAGGUUUUAAACCCGAGUCUGUGACUCUCAACCAAAGAGGAAGUUUGACUCAUCUGACUGUGGAGAAAUCUGUCACCUCAGUCCGCCGGAUAUUGUGAAAGUCUAACGAGUGAUUUACUGACGUGAGUAAAAACCCACUCUGUGAAGCUGCUGUGUCCGUCUCAGAUCAGUUCUGGCGGUUCAAAGUUGGGUUUUUUUUAGUUUUUUUUUUUUUUUUUUUUUUUUUUUAAAACAUAUUUUUUUUCACGUUUAUAUAACCCCCCCCCCCCCCCCAAAAAAAAAAAAAGUGCUUUUUUUAACCACAUAAUUUCCUCCCCUCCCCAUUAUUCCAUAGGGAAACAGAACAGAAAGAAAAGAAAUUAUAAACAUAUGAAUAAACAAAGAGUACAGAAUCAGACGCGUUCAUUAAAAAGGAACAAAAUAAGAAAAGAAAAAGGCAGCAACAAUGAUAUCAAUAAACUCCAUCCAAAUGUCUUUACAUCUAGGCUACAUAUAUGAACAUAUUCAUACACAUGCUAAAUUACAAACAGUCAUCGGUCCCUCUUUAAGAAAUUCUCUAAUUUUGAAAAUAAUGGAGUCCAAAAAUCUUGAAAGAUAAAAACACAAUUGUAUUUUUCCAGGGUGGAUUUUUUAAGUGGUAAAAACGCUGAAGAGGUUGAAAGUUGGCGGGAAAUCGUCUCUCCAAAGUAAAUUAUACAGUUCUUAGUGAAAUAUGUGAUUAUAAUUAAUAUCCUGCAUUUUUCGGUCCGACUGAAGAUCCAAUGGUUUGAGAUCGAAUUUCCAAAACUGAUUGUUUGUUUCACAUAUUUUAAACCAAGUGUUUUCUUUAAAAUCCAUCCCCAGUUCUUUAUCCUGUAUCUUCUCUAUAGUUUGAAAAGAUGACAGACCUCUUUGUGAUAUAAUAUUAUAGAAUUCACUGAUCUGUCCUUUAAUCUGAGGUCAUGACCUCUAAUUCAGAUGACCCAAAUCAAAGUUUAUUUUCUUUAAUUAGUGAUUGAACGAUGCUCCUCAUCUCUUUGUCAGGAAUCUUGUUUUCUGAUUUGAAGUCAAUGAUUUUAUUUGCUUGUUUGAUGAGGAUGAAAAACUGAAGAUUCAGAGAUUUCAGAAAAAUGAUCUAAACAGAGAAAACUGUUCCUGUGUUCACGUUCAGAGAGGUCUGUUUUUUAAAGUGUUUUCAUAUGUGAGAGAAAAAAAAAAGGGUCUUUAUUUUCUUUUUCACCCUCACUCGGGUUCUCCGCCGUCACAUAGUCCAGGAAACCUAAUCAGGGAUUAAGUCUUAGAUCUUUGCUCAGGGUUCAGAGGAUCAGAUCAAGAAUAAAAAGGCUCAUUCCGUCUAAAAAUCACAGUCCGACAUGUUUGAAAACCCGAGUCCAGCUCAGUGUCUCUGUGUGGACAGAACCUCCAGCUCUCAGGAUUAUCCUAAUCUGGUUUCCUGAAACUGGAGAUCAGCGGAGUUCUGUGGUUUAAAGUUAAUCCAAACAGGCUUUACUGAUUAAUGUUCUUAUUGAUUAUCAUUGAUCGACCUUCUGUUGUUUCUCAGGCUCAGUAUUACGGAGAGAUCGGCCUCGGGACCCCCCCUCAGCCCUUCACCGUGGUCUUCGACACCGGCUCCUCCAACCUGUGGGUGCCCUCCGUCCACUGCUCCCUCCUGGAUAUCGCCUGCUGUGAGUCUGACGGUCCGAGAGUCCGACUGUAGAGUCACACACCUGAACGCCAGACCGUAUAACAGCCCCCUCCUCUCUUCCUCCUUCCUCUCUCCUCCUCUUCCUCCUCUCAGUGCUUCAUCACAAAUAUAACUCGGCCAAGUCCAGCUCCUACGUGAAGAACGGCACCGCCUUCGCCAUCCAGUAUGGGACGGGCAGUCUGUCGGGUUACCUGAGCGAGGACACCUGCACGGUAAGAUCCUCUCACUCCCAUCAGUCGUGGUCUUGGACUCGGGUUCCUCCUGGUCCUUUGACCCUUGGGGAUCUCUGACUCCUGAUUCGGUUCAUGAAGGGGGUCCAACUGAUCCCUGUCAAGAUCUCAGACCUGCUCUAAAACCAGGAGCCUCUGAGUCGGUGACCCGGGGUCGUGUUGAACUUCGUCAGGGAGUGAAUUCUUGUGUUUGGGUUUACCGGGACCAUCUGGAUCGGCUGUGAUCCUUCUAAAGGUUCAGGUUCUUGUAAAUCCUCACAGUCUCGGGUCGGAUCCUGAUCUUCUUCACGGGUUUAUAAACGGGCGCGUUUUCUCCGGUUAAAGACGGAGUGAUCAGGAUUAAAGCUUCAGGCUGUCAAACUGUGAGGAGGUUUUCAGAGACCCUCGGUUAGACCUGGUCUUCAGCUGGGUCCUUGUCUGGAUCAGGACAUCCUCAGAUGGUUUUGUUUGGUCCUCUUUGAGGGGCCGGUUCAGGUCGGUGAGUAAGGCGGCGCCUCAGGUCCGGGUCCACGGUGUGAAAGUCACCAUCUCCUGGUUUUCUUCUCUGCAGAUCGGAGACCUCGCCGUGGAGAAGCAGCUCUUCGGAGAGGCCAUCAAGCAGCCGGGCGUGGCCUUCAUCGCAGCCAAGUUUGACGGGAUCCUCGGCAUGGCGUACCCCCGGAUCUCAGUGGACGGGGUCGCUCCGGUCUUUGACAACAUCAUGAGCCAGAAGAAGGUGGAGAAGAACGUCUUCUCCUUCUACCUGAACAGGUGAGACUCACUGAUAUCUUUUAAAAACGUGAACCUGAUGUCUGAAACAUCGUCCAAUCAGAAUCCUUCUUUCUUCAGGAACCCCGACACUGAGCCCGGCGGCGAGCUGCUGCUCGGAGGAACUGAUCCGAAAUACUACAGCGGAGACUUCAACUACGUCAACAUCACCCGGCAGGCGUACUGGCAGAUCCACAUGGACGGGUCAGUACUCACAUAUCUAACAGACAGAGGAGACUCCUGAAGGGGGUCAGAGGGGUCCAGACAUGGGACCAGGACUAGACCUCAGACCAAAGGAAACAAACGACCAAUGAGACGAACAGAGCUGACCUUUAACCCUCAGUUCGACUUUGUCCCCAAAACAGACGAGCAGAUAAAGUUCAUAAAAUCAUCAUUUUUAAACAUUUUCUUUUACUUUUUUUGACACAAAUCUCUUAAACAACUUCAGCCGAGACCAUCAAAAAAGUCAUAAAUAAAAAUGGAUGUAUUUUCCUUUUUCAAGUAUUUUUUUUUUUAAUGUUAUGAUUGUUCUUCUGUGUGUGUGUGUGUAACAGGAUGUCUGUGGGCUCUCAGCUGAGUCUGUGUACCAGCGGCUGUGAGGCCAUCGUGGACACGGGGACGUCUCUGAUCACCGGUCCCUCCGCUGAAGUCCGGAACCUGCAGAAAGCCAUCGGAGCCACGCCCCUCAUCCAGGGAGAGGUCACACACUUACUGAAAACGCACACAUAAACACACACACACACGCUAACAAACGGAGGAGAGGUGACUGAAGAGUGUUUGAACUGUUUGUGUUUCAGUACAUGGUCAGCUGUGACAAAGUCCCGUCUCUGCCCGUCAUCACCUUCAACAUCGGCGGUCAGCCCUACUCUCUGACCGGAGAGCAGUACGUCCUCAAGGUGAGUCCGAGCACAGGAUCAACCAGCAGGGGGCGACAGUGCGCUGGCUCAGAAAGAGACAAUACAGCGCCGUGAGGGACACAGACAAUGAGCGCGGUCUAGACCUGCUGUUUGUCUUUGGAGGGCGUCUCGGGAUGACGACUGUAGUGAGUCGGCGCAAUAUAAACAAAAUUUAAUUGAUUGAUUGACAAGUGAAGCUUUAAGAGGGAGAGAAAGGGGCGGAGCCUGAGGAGGACACGCACUGAGCAUGAUUGUGACCGAGUAACGAUAAUAAACAAAAAAGGAGGAAUAAUAAUAAUUAUAAUAAUUAUAAUAAUUAUUAUAAUAAUUAUUAUAAUAAUUAUAAUAAUUGUAAUAAUAAUUAUUAUAAUUAUUAUUAUUAUUAUAAUAAUUGUAAUAAUAAUUAUUAUAAUUAUUAUAAUAAUUAUAAUAAUUGUAAUAAUAAUUAUUAUAAUUAUUAUAAUAAUUAUAAUAAUUAUUAUUAUAAUUAUUAUAACUAUAAUAAUAAUAAUAAACUGAUUUAUGUUGAACAUCAGAACAGAUUCUUGAUUGUCCUGAUUUUUAACUCUUUGUUUUACCUUUUUUUUCUGUGACUGAUUUUAUUGAUUAUUGAUCAGAUCGAUGUUCUUCCUGUUUGUUGGUCAGCUGACCUUCUCACCUGUCUCCUGAUCUGCUCUCUCAUGUCCAUGUCUUCUCUGUCCCUCAGGUGAAUCAGGCAGGUAAGACCAUCUGUCUGAGCGGUUUCAUGGGUCUGGACAUCCCCGCACCUGCCGGGCCCCUGUGGAUUCUGGGAGAUGUAUUCAUCGGCCAGUACUACACGGUCUUUGACCGAGACAACAACAGGGUCGGCUUCGCCAAGUCUAAAUAAGCGUCUCCUGCAGGUGUGAGGAGGAGGAUCUGUGCUGCACGUCUUCUGUUGCUUUGAAAUCGACUCGUCUUUAGCAAUAGAUUGAGUGUAGAGCCUGGAUGAAGAUCUGAGCGAGUGAGCGUCCUGCAGACUGAGGGAACAGGUCAGACGUUUGAUGUGUGUGUCAUGUGAUCAUGUGAGCAGAGGUGUCAAAGGUCAGGGAUCAGAUGAUGGGAUGGGUACGGCCCUUUUUAACGUCCACAUGAUCUUCGUUUUAAUCAGGGAUUUGUUUUAAACUCUUCAUUUGAAUUUUAGGGCAAAGAUGUUCUUCUACUACUGAUGUUCUCUUACUUUGAUCUGAACAAUAAAAAAACGGUUUUAAAGGAAGCGGCUUCACUCUGAUCGUGUUUCACAGCUGAAGUCUAAACUGUGAGGAUCCGCUGAGUUCACGGAGAUCUGCUCUCAGUGUCUGGGAUCAGGAGUUCAGGGACAGACUGGUUGUGUCAGUAAGCACAACCAGAAUUCAUACAUGAGGAGGAUUUUUGAGAAAGUUAAAGGAUCUUAAGUUCACCUUAUAGUGUGAAAAUACGGUGCAGACAUGAAGAAGGAAACACAACAGCUGGAGUCGACAGAAAUCCACCGAAGAACGAUUUAGAAUGAAACAGAUCUGUGAAGAAUCUCCUGAUCCACCGGCAGGGAAAAUCAAUGAAUUAAUCAAUCAAUCAAUCCAUUCAAGCAGGAUAUAAAAAAAACAAUGAAAUGAAAUAAAUACAAAUACCAAACCCUGCCCAUACAGCACUCACACACACACACACACACACACACACUCUUCAACUCUCCACAGAUGACUGAAGAAACUCUGGAUCUCGGACUAAAACAAUAAAAACAUGAUAAAAUAUAAUGAAGGUGAUAAAGUGUUAAAGUUAAUUAAAUAAAACAGUCUGAAAAUCAAACAAUCAAAGAAAGUAAAUUAAAAAAAAA